AUGCGUGCUCCGAUCUCCAGAGUCCUGUCGAGAUCAAUCGGUUUCCUCCACCGUACGACACCUCUAUCAUCCGGUACUCGCCAUCUAUGCGCCACCGCUUCUCCUGAGGCUCGGACGAAGAAGCUCGAGCGGAUCGCCGACGAUCUCCUCAAACUGAACCGAAUCGAGCUUUACGAUUACUCAAUCCUCUUCAGCCACAAAAUCGGCCUCAAUCGCUACGGCUCCGCCGUAUCCGUCGCCGCGGGAUCCGGCGGCGAUGCAGACGCAUCCGGCUCUGCGGAGACCAAAACGGCUGAAAAGACGGCGUUCGAUGUGAAGCUGGAGAAAUUCGAAGCGGCUUCGAAGAUCAAAGUUAUUAAAGAGAUCAGAGCUUUCACGGAGCUGGGAUUGAAAGAAGCCAAGGAAUUGGUUGAGAAAGCUCCAUGCGUUGUGAAGAAAGGUCUCACCAAGGAAGAAGCUGAGAAGAUCAUGGAGAAGCUCAAAGCGGUAGGUGCUACAGUAGCUUUGGAAUGA
Molecule: messenger RNA, 513 nt
Organism: Microthlaspi erraticum
Lineage: Eukaryota; Viridiplantae; Streptophyta; Magnoliopsida; Brassicales; Brassicaceae
Source: the annotation of a GenBank genome assembly